Molecule: messenger RNA, 2770 nt
Organism: Nerophis lumbriciformis (worm pipefish)
Lineage: Eukaryota; Metazoa; Chordata; Actinopteri; Syngnathiformes; Syngnathidae
Gene: thap7
Product: THAP domain containing 7
Biological process (GO): regulation of DNA-templated transcription
Cellular component (GO): nucleus
Source: RefSeq, a predicted model, not a curated record
ACACUGGAGGGCUUUGUGGCAGCUAACCCCCAAAUAAUUCAAAUAAGAGCCAAUACUAUUUUUUUCCUUUUUUUUUUUUUUUAAAGAAAUAUAAGUUACACUUUAAGCAAUCGUAUGCAAUUACAGGAUUGUAUUGUUCUCCUCUCUGAUUAUAAUCAUGACCAACAAAAGAAAAAAAGCACAAUCAUUCAAUCAAGAAAAUGUUCUCUUAAAAAGUAUCGGUAUUGGUUUGAUACUAGGGAUGUAAUGUUAUCAAAAUGUCACGGUAUUACGGCCAAUGUACAUAUUGCAGUAAUGUAAAAAAGAUGACUUGGAAAAAUGUCUUAGUUCAGAAAAUUAAGUGCUACUUAUGUCAGGAUAAAGACACUUGCACUGCAAAUUAGAUUUAAAGUUGUAUUUAUUCAUUAUUUAAUUUAUUUAUUUCUAUUUUGUUUCCAAUUUCCCUCACUGCAAGAGCUAUUUUUUUUUUUUAGUCAAUGACUGAUCUUAAUUUUGAAAUGAAUUAUUAUAUUUUUCUGUUCCUUAUUGAAAAUAAAUGAAUUGAGAAAAUAACCAUUCAAGUAAGAUAUUUUGGUUUUUCCGCCAUAGAAAAUCUUUUUUAAGGUCUCUGCAACAUCUCGAGGAUGUAGAUUGAAUACUGCUUGUUUUCGGAAUAGAAUACUUAUUUAUACGGUAUCUUAAAAUUCCUGCUAAUUUCUAAUGUACAACUCUUAAUUUAGGAUUUCUUAUCAAGUAAAAUUAUCCAUCUAUGCCGCUAGUUAAUUUCAGUAAUUGUCUAUAUUUUUUUCCUAAAAUUUAGUCUUUUUAUCUUAUAUUUUGACUGCUCUUUUUUGCAGUGUGUCAAUAAACACAAACCUAAUACUCAAGUGUUAUAAUUCAAUGUAUACUACCAAUAUGUUUUUAAAGUGCAAAGAACAGUGAAGGAACAGUGUUUUGAGUAACAAGCAAACAUAAAAAACUUUCAGUUUAGUGUCUUUAAACUGAAAACUUGAUUGAAAUGCCUAACAAAAUGAUGUUGAGCCUGGCUUACAUCUUGGUUUUGCGUCAAUAAUUUUUUUCCAGGUUAUAAUUAAUCAAGUGACUUCUUAUGUUGCUUGUCGGCGAUCACUAAAGCAUCUUUGCUUCAACACUGACACACACUAGUCACAAAAGGUGCAUUACAAGACUUUAUUAAUUACAUUUGCAGUAGUGUACAAAUAGCUUGGCAUCAUACUGGAGGGUAUUGAAUUGAUGCUAAUAAAAAAUGAUUUCUUUCAUAUCUUUGUGUCUUUCAGAUGCCCAGACACUGUUCUGCUGGGGGCUGCAAAUCUCGUGACAACCGUGAGACUCGUAAUGCUGGUAUCACAUUUCAUAAAAUACCUAAAGAGGCCUCACGGCGAAACCUUUGGAUCAGCAACUCCCACCGUGCAGACUCCUGGGAUCCUCAGACCAACUUUGUCUACUUUUGCUCCAAACACUUCACCCCAGAGAGCUUUGAGCUGGCCAGUUGCAGUGGAAUCAGGAGACUUCGAGAGGAUGCAUUUCCCACUUUGUUUGAUUCCUCCUCUGCCACCAAAUACAAAUGGCUGGGGAAGAUCCUGAAACCAGAAGAAAGAAAAAGUUCCGGCGAGAUGUCAAGCGACAAGUCUGCAGCUGAAGCCGCAGCUCAAAGGUCAGUGGAGGCCGAGGAGACCAAUGAGGAGACACCGGAAUCUUCACAAGGCACACCAGAAAGCGAGCAGCGGCAAACGCAAACCUCCUCGCCGCCAUCCCGCUCCGUCUCGCCUUCCCGCUACAUGCGCCGCCUGCCCCCUCGUCCGGGCUUCUACCUGCCCAAGGAGCACAGCUACGCUCAGCUCUGCCCCCUGGUGUGGAGGAGACGUUACGACCUGGCCGUGGACUACUUGGAGAAAACGCUCCGGCAACUUCACGCGGCGAGGCGCCGCGAGAACCGACUGAGGAACGCCUUGCUGAGGCUGCAGGACAAACAGCAGAAGCAGGCGCUGGUCGCGUCGCGCAACUUGGAGACCAGACCAUCUCGAGGAGGAACGGCUGAGACGAGGAAGUGCAGUUACUGCGGGAGGGGCCAUGUCCAAUGCGGGGAGCACACAAAAGGUGAUAAAGAUGUGAUGAAGACCAAAAACAAAACAGCUGAAAUGACACUUAAGCUGGAGCGAACUCCGGAGGACGUCACAGACGAACAUAAUGAAACAAACUCUCAUGUCUUCCCACGUGAGGCCCAAAGCGCAGAAGCUCUGCCUGAUUUUUGUGAAGCAUCGAGUGAGUCGCCGUUGUGGGUGCGCGGCGAAGCCAACACUCAGUUCAUCCUGGUCCCCUUCCCCGACGAAGACCAGCUCCAGAACUAUCUCCAGAUAGAGGAGGUGCCAAGCCAUGCCAUCCUGCUGUCAGAAGUGGAUCUUCAACAAGACUUGCAAGUGGAGAACAUGGAAGCUAUGAGAGGAGCGGGAAGCCAGCAUCACACGGUCGUCAACUCCUCUCAGGUGGAGCUGGGUGAGGAUGUGAGGGAGAGACUGAAAGAACACCUGGAGGGCUUUCACCUGCAGCUCAGCAACGAGUUUGCCAACUGACAACUGCCAAACCUUCUAACAUAGAAUCAAACACUUAGACCAAGUCCACACCAACACAGAGGGAGGGAGGGAGGAUCUAGGACGGCUGCCAGCUGCUGACAGAAAGACACACUGCAACACACACACACCACAGGGAGAGGAGUGGACGAAGAGACACGCAGGACCAGUAAAAGUUGCCUCAUUUGAUCCAACAGUCGACAUGA